AGCCAGCCAGCCAGCCAGCCCCGAGAAAGGGGAGAAAGGGAAGGCGAGGGAGCGGGCGGGAUUAUUAUGGGCUGUGGGUGCUGCUGUUGCUGAGGCUGAGCAAAGAUGGAGCUCUCUGCAGUGGGCGAGCGGGUCUUUGCGGCCGAAUCCAUCAUCAAGCGGCGGAUCCGAAAGGGACGCAUCGAAUACCUGGUGAAAUGGAAAGGCUGGGCCAUCAAGUACAGCACUUGGGAACCCGAGGAAAAUAUCCUAGAUUCUCGCUUGAUUGCAGCCUUUGAGCAAAAGGAACGUGAGCGUGAGCUUUAUGGACCUAAGAAGAGAGGACCUAAGCCUAAAACUUUUCUGCUAAAGGCUCGGGCCCAAGCAGAGGCCCUACACAUUGGGGAUGUACAUUUUUCUGUGAAGCCCAGUUCUAGCACAUCCUCACCGAAACUGCACUCCAGUGCUGCAGUGCACCGGCUCAAGAAGGACAUCCGAAGAUGCCACCGCAUGUCUCGGCGCCCAUUGCCCCGCCCGGAUCCACAGAACAGUGGAGUGGGUGGGAGCACUGGCCUACGCCCUCCUGUCUCUCCUUUCUCAGAGACCGUACGCAUCAUCAACCGCAAAGUGAAACCUCGUGAGCCCAAGCGUAGUCGUAUUAUUCUCAAUCUGAAAGUCAUUGAUAAAAGUGGCAAAGGAGGAAGUGGGGGAGGAAACUUGGCACGUUCUAAGAUCCCUUCCCGAAAUCGGGUAAUUGGUAAGAGCAAGAAGUUUAGUGAGAGCAUGCUUCGUAAUCAGAUCCGCCACAUGAAAUUCGGAAGCUUCCCUCUGUAUAACAAGCCAUCUGUUCCAACCCCAUCAUUAGAGGGGAAGACAGAGGCAGGAGGUUCUCAAGGUGCUUCUUGUGGACUCAUGGGCUCUUCUGCCUAUGAUGCCCGCAGUUCCAGCUCCUCUGACUGCCCCUCACCAGCUCCACACUCCUCAUCUGAUCCAGAUGAUUCCCCACCAAAGCUGCUUCCUGAGAUUCUAAAUCCUGCCAUUCCUGACUGGCGUGAAUCUGAGGUCCUCGAUCUGUCAAUUCCACCUGAGUCAGCAGUGACCAGUAAGCAGUCACCUUCCAGAGGGAAUGGAGUAGGUCAGAUCCCAUCAUCUCCACUGUCUUCUGACCCAGAACAGGAGGCUAGUGAUUGGCGACCUGAAAUGUCUCCAUGCUCUAAUGUGGUAGUUACUGAUGUCACCAGCAAUCUAUUAACGGUCACAAUCAAGGAAUUCUGCAAUGCUGAAGAUUUUGAAAAAGUGGCAGCAGCCGGAGGUGGUGGAGGAGGAGGAGGCAGCAAAUAAAGAGAUGUAUUCCUCUUUCACAAAUGUUGGGGGAGGGGAGGAGACAAGGAGGCUAUACUGCAAGACCAUGCAUGAUAUGAAUGCUUGCUUUCUUCUCUCCUUUCUCAUCUGUUCUUAUUUUGCUUGGGAGUUAAGGUGAUAGAGGAAUGGAAAUAGAUGUGUUUGAAAUUCUCCAAUGCCACAGCUGUUAGGACUCAUGCUGGGAAAUAAUUUUUUCCUUUUGUGCAUAUUUGGAGGUCUUCAAAAAGUGCAUCUUUUUGACAGGAACCUGGUAAAUAAGAGCUUGGGAGAAUGGUGGGUACAUUAAGUGAAUGAUCAAUUUUCCCCUCGUGUUCAAAACAAAAAACAAAAAAAAGUGACCCUUUGGCCAAACUCAAAAUGAGUUAUUUUCCAUGAAUUGCCACUUUAUUCCUGUCACUUUUCCUGUAUAUUUGUGAUUUGACAAAGAUAAUUAGGAUUGACAAGGAAAAUGUCACCAUAGUUAUGGGAAACUGCUACAGAACUUAGAAACCGCUACAGAACUUCAUAGGGAUUGGAUAUGACUAAUCUUACAGUGCAUUUCUGAAUGUUGUUCCACUGUGCAUGUAUUAGAAGUGCAAAUAAGGUCGUUCUGUUGCACUUGUAGAUGGCUUAGGCCCAUUUUCCCUUUUUCAUUAGCCUUGAACUGUAUCUGUAAUAGUUCCUGAUUGUAAUACAUUUUGUAUUUUUUUUACUGUUAAGCUAAAGCUGCUUCAGUCUUAUGAAGCUUUUAAUCUUAUCUUGCAUCAUUUGUUCUUCUUUACAUAUUAGAUGCAUGAGUUUUAUUUUUUCUGAAACCUUAUUUCAAAAAAAGUGGGGCCUAAUACUCCUUUAGAAAAGUGCAUUGAGAUACAACCCACUAUACUUAUUUACAUUGGUAUAUUUAGUUAUAUGUCAGCGAAGUAGGAAAAAGGUGCUUGCUUCUUUCUAUUUUUCUCUCGGUAAAAGAUGGAAGAACAUUCGUUUCUGCAGUUCCCAAGUUUUCAAGUUGCCUGUACAGUUGCCAACCAAAGGUGCUAAGAACAUAUUGUAAACAUUUAUUAUAUGUCUCUUGGAUCUUGGUAUGUUUGUUGGGAGACAGUGUGUAUGUUUAGUGUGUGCUUGCCUCUUCCUCCCAUCCACCUGCCCGCCAUGCCUUCCUUUCAUUUAAUUCAUUCUUAUUGAAACCUGAAUACUCUGCCUUGUAAGCAAAUAAUGUAGUUGCUUUUGCUAUAUUGCCUCCACCUCCACCACCUACAAAUGUUCGGAACAAUGACUCCAUAUAUUGAUGACUAACAUUCACUGAAGUAACUUUCUUCAAAUUUCCACUUCAUAGUUCUUUUGUCACAUGUUCCAGCUUUGAUGCAAACUUCUCCUCCCCUAUACUAUGCCUCCAAUUUGUUAGUAGUGGCACAUGUGGGUAUGUAUGUAUGUAGUGUUGUCCAGCAAACUAUUUAUACAUUGUUAUAUUAUGAUGGGAAGGAUGUGUAUGAGGUGAUUCUUAAGGGCUCAACUGCAUGCUAUGCUGUCACUGAAAUAACUAACUCUUGUUCUUAAUGGCAUGUCUCUUCUCUAUGUUCCAGUCUGAACAAUUGUCUUUUAAGAUUCUGCUUAGGGGUUGUUGUUUUUUUGUUUCAUUUGGUUUUGUUCUUUCAAAGUUUAUUAGCGAUAUACGUGAAACCUGGUGCUGCAAAUACUGUAGCAUUUACUGCUUGAUUGAUAAGGUUUUAAAAAAUAGUGAUUUGAUUUCAUUCUCUCCAUUAGGAUGGACUUUUCCUUCCCCUGUGUUUUCUUUUUAACAUUCUUCUCUUCAAGGACUUUGCAGAAUUCCAUUUGUUUAUAUCCAUACUUAAGAAGAAAUCAGAACUUUGUUAGAAAAAAGAUUGAGCUGAUGUGUGUUAAGAGUCCUAAAUAUCAGUGUCUAUACAUAAAUGCCUACCAAAAGCAAAGUUUAUGAUGUUAAGCAUUGUAUUGUUUGUGACAGUUUGAGUGCAGUGAAUAUUGAAGAGAUAUUCAAGUUUUACUGUUAUCCAGUCAUCCAUUCUCUUUAGUAUCUUUUUUUAAUCAAUGAACUCUACAAAGUGUGCAGGGUUAUUACCUCCAUGCUCCUCCCACUGAUAUAUAACUCCAAGGCUUUCUGAUGUUCCACAAAUGUAUGCUUUGGAAUUCACUGUUUGUAAUUUUUUGCGAAGUCAGUAAGACAAGUUGUAUCAUUGUAUUGCCUCAGAAGAAUGGGAGGCAUUAUCAUGAGAGUUUAUUUUGAUGGCUUCAAAGGUGGGUGGGCUGGGAUGAGGAUAGAGAUAUAUAAUAGGGAGAGCACAGGGAGACUUGUAUUAAAAAGAUUUUAAGAGGAAAAAAUAGAAAUAUUUUAUGAAACUUCAAAAGGAAAUAUAAGGGUGGUUGAAUAGUCAAUCAUGUUCUACAAUUGUUUAUUUUUGUGGCAUUUUGUUAGAAACAAAUUAGAUAGCCAUUGUAAACAGGAAUUUCAAUAGGAAACUCUUCAGAUACUUUAGCACACAAUCUCGGCCGAUUUCCCCUUGUUCCCUGGAGUCUCUUGUCACUUUAAUUUCUGGGAGUGUCCAUAGAAUAUGGUUUUUACCUUUUUUUAGAGGUAUUAUGAAAAAAUAGUCAUUAACAAACUGGCUGAUUUCAACAAAAAGCUCCUCCAAAUGCAUCAAACAGGUUUUGUUUGAUUUUAUUCCAUCCCGAAAGAUCAACUACUAGAAAUAGUGGAGUGUGUGCCUGGAGAAAAUGAAAGGAGGAAAUUAAAUAAUUUCUCCUUCCUCUUUUAUGACCAUUUUAACAUGAAGAUAUUGGGUAUACAAUUUGUGCACUAAAUACUUGCUGAGGAGGUAUAUCUGCUUAAAACUAACAUGUACAUGUUUACUGCCUCUUAAGGCAUAAAAUUUACUCCACACACUUUUGUUCUUUACUAUGAUACAUGGAAAAUAAAUAAGGAAUUUUUUUUUCCACAUGAAAGGUGCUUGAGGAAAAGUCAAAGGCUGAAAUUUCUAGGACUUAUCACAGGUUGCUUGAAUAGCAAUUCCUAGACUGCUAUAAUUGCCACUGUAGCAAGUGUUUAAAAAUGAAAAGCAGUAAAUUGGGGUAGAAAAAUUAUGGUCCAAAAGCUGCCUGUGGCCCUCCAGCAUCUCUUGGGCUAAAAAUUUGGGCCUUUUUUCCUUCAUGGUGUUUUAAGGAAUGCAAUGAUUGUUUUAAAACUCAACAAACUAAUGUAGCACCUACUGUACUCCUGAGCCCCACCUCUCAAAUGGAGCCUAGCCUUUCCCAUUUCUGUAUGUCACAUGUUACAUCUGAUGUAACUCUUGAGUUAAUGAAAAUUGCGCGCUCCUUCACUGUAGGAUUCCUUAAAUCCAUUUGGAGUAGUAGCAUUUGCAGUUAGUAGAUUUGUCUAGUUUUGCAUUGCUUGUGCUGAUCACUGGAGAUUUAGCCAAAAAUAUUUAAACAAGUGGUGUUUGAGUAAGAAAUAUCUGGCAGGUUGCUAUUGAGCCAGUCUGGUAAAACAGAAUAUGGUGCUAAUUGUUGGUUGUAUUGCUAUUAUCUCUUCUAUCUGAUUACAACCAGCAGGCUAUUUUAAGAACGGGCUAAGGUUGUGAGUUAGAGUAAUUAAUUCACAGAGAUAUAAGGGAUUUGAGCCAAUUUGAUGCAAAGAAAUGCCUGCUGUUUGGACAAAAUAAAAGGAGGAUAAAUAGCCUCCUAGCAGCUUCUCAUUAAUUUGAGGGGUUCUGUAACAUACCAGCCAAGUUGCUCUUGCCUGUCUCCCAGGAGCUAGAAAAUUUCUUCACAUCAGAAAGAAUCAUCUCCUUUAAGGGCAGGGGUAGACCAGUUAUGUGUAAUACUGGAAUGCAAGAUUGUUCUUGCCUUAGAUCAUUUUUCCCUUCCUUGGCACAUGCUCUAUGAAAGCAAAUUGUGUUGAUCUUUUCUGUUAAAAUGAAACCUUGUUUCAUGAUGGAGUCAAACCACUAGAGGGUAAUAUAGAGCUAUUGUGUUUUAAUGAUUUGAGCUUUGUUUAUUACCUUGAAUCUUAAUUUCUCCUUAUAUCAUAAAGCAUAAAAGCCCUUCUAUGCGUACAGUCUGUGCAAAGAUGCCAUGUGAGUUGUAUGUAUCGGUUUUCUUUGUAUCUUUGCCAUGCUUGUGGCCACUUUUGUUAUUAGGAGAGUUUGAUGGGGUGGGGGUUGAGAAAGAAGACUAGUUUUGCAAAUAAAAGGAAAAAAAUAGAAAAAAGGAAAAGUUCUUUUUAAGAUUUUUACAGACAGAGGAGGAUAGAGAUUUAAAAAUAUUAAAUGCAGUAAUUGCACAAAUGUAGUGAUAUUAGCUGGUCCUUUAAGAAAAGAGUAUUUUUACAAUUGUGAGUGGUAGAGGAAGGCAUUCAGAUAAUUUAAAUUGGGAAGGAAGAGCAAAGAAUGUAAGAAGAGAUGCAGCUUCUAAACUGAGGAAGCAAAUCCUUAUCUUAGAGAAAAUUCUUCCUUCUGCCACCCUUAACUUGAAGGAGUAGGGAGAAUGCCUCCUUCCAUAGUUAUGAAGCCAGAAUUUAGCCUUGUUCUGUUUGUCAGGCGGGACUAUGUGGCAUUUUAUUAUUAACUUGUUCAUGCAAGUUAUCAGUUGUACUUCAUGAUGAUCUGCUGAAUUGAAUGGGACAUGUUGCUGCUUUGUGGUUUUCAGUAAGAUCUGGGAUCUCUGACAAGCAAGAUGUAUGUGUGUUUGGUAGCUGUGAAGGAAACAUACCCUUAUAAUCUGGCAAAAUGUUCAGUGAUAAAGCCAGUUCAUUCAUACUGAAGUUGGUAUACCAGAAAUACUUUUUCUAACCAAAUACAUCUUUCAUACUUGUAUAACCAAGAUUUUUACAAGUGGGCAAUAUGUAGCUCUCCUACAUUAAGAGAUAUGAUCAGGGCCUUCUUGAAGAAAGCAAAAACUAAAGCAAUUUUCCCAACAUUGGCACAGUCCAAAUGCGUUGGAAUUGCAACUCCCAAAAUUCCCUGUCAGUCAGUAGUUACAGUCUGAAGAACCACAACAUGGGAAAAACUGCACUAAACUAAUUCUGAUGGCUUGGGCCAUGGUGAUUAUAUUCAUUGUGAAACAUAAGGAAAAUGAGAUGAAAAAAGUAAGUGUAGCCUUGCAAAUGAAAUAUACUGUUAAAAUAUUGAAGGAAGAUAUAUAAUGAAAGGGUAAUAUGAUGUAAAUUCACAAUUGCCCAAGAUGGUAAUUGUAUAUUUAUGUUAUCCAUAAAAAUCACCUGUGAAGUGCUGAUUGUAGAAGCUGAGUGUGAACAAGUGCUAGGAAAGAAUUCACACAACCUAAUGGCAGUGUAACAGUAAUGCCUAUAUUAGAUUUCUUAUUACAGUCCAUGCAAUCUAAAUGUGUGAAUACCAUGUUAGUCAUAUGGGCAAAUACAGAUCAGAUCAUUGAUGUAGAAAUUAUAAGGCAGGCAUUGGACAAGAAUGGGGAAGAAUAGCUGUUCUAGUGUAGUGCUAUAGUAUUAUAAUUUUGAUCGUUUUGCUUGCAUGGAAAUUUGCAUUUUUGUUUUGGCUCUUAAUUUUGAAUGUCUCAUUACCUGCAACAAGAGUUAAUGGAAAACUGAAAUCUACUUAAAAAGAAAUAUUAGAUGUAUUCCCAAGGAAACAAACUACUGCUCCCUAAUGAACCUAUAUUUUACAGAUAACUAUUUUUCAUCUAUUCACUCUUAGAAAAGCUUUUCAGCUAUUUUUACAGGUUGAACUAUGAUAUUUUUGCUCACUGAGGUUACUAUUUCACUCCAUACUAAUCAGACUUUCUUAUACCCUCUGGAUAGAUAAGACCACACUCUUAACGUUGAGAAGGCUUGUAAUUCAACCUAUUUGGAGAGCUUAAGACUAGAGAAGGGAAUGCUUCUACAGCUAUGCAGCACGUAGAACUUUCUGUGUCUCCUUAAAGUAGCUUUCUCAGUAUCAUGUGGCAGCUCUCGUGAUCUUGGGAAAAGACACAGCCACUUUAUGAUGUUGCAGACAGAUGUUAUAUUCAUACUCCUGAGUGUUCCCAGAUACAUUCCGGAGAUAAAUCCAACCACAGCAUAGCCUUGAGUUGUUGGUUGGCUUGAUACAUGAAAUGGGCUGUGAAAGAUUAAAGUAUGGCAACAAUAAGCCACUCUUCAGAUUCUGUGGAUCCUUCUCAAGGGGAUAAUUUCUUUUGUUGCUCAAUAACUCAAUCCUGCCCAUUUGAAGAUUAUUUCUCUGUGUAUACUAUUGUAAUUGGUUGUUUUUAAUUGAUUUUUAAAAUAAUCUUAGCUGCCCAGAACUGCUGCUUGUGAGGUGGGUGACUAUAUAAAUUGUCUGAAAUAAAUAAUCCCUCUAUUUUAAUUUCUAUUUAAAAGGGAUGACUUAAGUGUCAGUGUGAGAUUUCUCUUUUUCUGUUUAGAAGAAAUGUGAUUUCUUUGCUGCAUUUCCUGCUGUCCACCUUCUAUAGAGCCUAGAUUUGGAUAAUUGAUAUGGAGGAGAAAACAAGAUAGUGAAGAGAAUUCACAAAUUGCCCCUGUUGGGGAAUUAAGUUUAUGCAGUAAAUUGGAAACUGUUGGGAUGCAACAGUUCUAGAAUUCCUGUUGGGUCAUGGGUAGAGUAAUGUAAUAGAUUUGGAAUGUAUUUCUAGUUGGUCAGGUGUGUCUCUAUUCGCACUCCUUGCUUCUUGCCCCAAGGCUUUGCACUGUUUUCCCUGGUGCAUUCACGUUCCAGUGUUGCUUGCUUUGCUGCUUUUUUGACUGUCUCCUGAUAGUACAAAGUUGGGAUAUUUUCAGUAUAAGUAUAAGUAUAUGUACUAUGUAUAUAUAAAUAAAUAAUCCUCCACUUAACCCUUCACCAUGCUUUGUGAUAACAAAGACAGCUUGGGCCAGUAGUGUGACCAUAAUUUUGAGAACUAGGAAUAGCUAGUUGUGGUCUGAAAGAAUGCUGUGAUUUAUAAGCUGUUUAAUUUUAUUUUUGAGAUCUCCUUUUUCUCUAGCUGAAAUUGGUUUUUAGAGGAAGAGGAGAAACUUGCUGUUCUCAGUGCUUAUAAACACUUCUGAAUAUUUAUAUUUCCCUUUAAUAUUUCCCUAAUUAAAUAUUAGCUUUCACUUAACUUACACAUUGAGAAUCCUGAGUGAUGAAGUUUGGGAUUCUCCUUCCCCACAUGGCUUUUUUUUCAACGUAAUACAAUCUCUAAUCUGACCUAUGCAUGAUCUGUUUUUUUAUUGGCUUAAAGAUUAUUUAUCAGUGUUACUUCUGAAUGAGUAAAUGAUGUGAAAAACAUGAAACUGCCUUACACUGGUGUUAGCUGUUUAUUCAGUCUGGUUGAGUACUGAUUAUACUUAUGGGCAUGAUCUCUGUGAGACAGAGAGAUUUCAAUAGGUGAUGCUUGAAAUUGAGCUCAAGCUUCCAUUCCAUGCAAAAUAUGUUGCUGUUAAGCUACAUGCUUCCCAAUAUAAUUUGUAUGUUGCUUUGCUUAUAACCAAGUUCUGAAUAUUUUUUGUACUAUAUACUUUGAGGGAACUUCUAAAACUCAAAGGUAGAUGAAGCUAUCCUGCAUCUAUGUAUCCAGACUUAAUACUGAUAUAGAAUCAGAACCUUCCCCAAGUUUGGUAUUUUACAAUUGGUAAAUUGUACAAUUGAUAUUCAACAUCUAAAAAUAUUGGAUUGUUUAUAUUCCUUUUUAAAUGAUUGCUAACUGUAAGCAAAGCUUGAUGGAAAAAAAUGUCAAAAUUAGUUCUUAGCAGAAUUCUGAGUAAUGAUAACAUAUUUUCAGUAUCGUGUAUUAUUUUAGGGAGGGUGCACAAGGUUUCAAAUUUAAAAUAUUUUAAGUAUGAAACAAUUCUGACCAUUCCAGAGGUAUUUUGAAAUCAGCGUGAGCUCUUUGAUACUCAAGAUUUAUCUGAAUGGUUUCAAUUUGAAUGGUUUCGAGCUCAAAAUAAUUCUUGAAAAAAUCAUGUUAAAGUUGAAACAACUCUUGUGAACUUGAAACUCGGUGUUUCAAACCCCUGUUCGUUAUAAUUAUAUGCAAUUGUUCUUAAUUUGUAUAACUUAAAAUCCUGCAAGAUCUAGAUUGGUUUUUUGUGAAAUUUCAUUCAUACAUACGUAUAAGUGUUCUAUGAAUGCAUAUGUACACAUGCAUGCACAUAAGAUCAUUGAAAUGCAUAAGGCCUAGUUGUUAAGGAAAAAUAAUUGCUGAAUAAAACCAAUGCUAUCUCAGUUAGUGUAUAACAUGAACAUGUAAUAGUUAUGGUAUUAGGAAAGCUAAAUUUCUCGAGAUUGACAGAUGUAACUUAUAGUAUCUUCAUUAUCAGUCCUGUAGAGAGUUGUAGUCCAACAACAUCUGAAAAGCCAUUUUUUCCUACAGUUAGUGAUAGCAAUUGUUCAUUUAAGUACAAAAAUUCUAGUGCUCAGAUAAAUCCUUUGGGAUUUACCUGGUUGCACUCUUUAUUCUUCAUUAGGGUAGAUAAAUUUUCCCUGUACGUAAUUUUUUCUAAAUAUCACAGUUAAAAUGUUGACAAGGAAGACACAUGCCCCAGAGAUAUCUGGUUCCUGAAUCUGGUAAUUUUUUAAUCAGUGGCCCUUAUCUGGCACUUGCCUCAUUAGGGCUGCCGAGAACAUCUGAAUAGGCAUCACAUUCUUUGCUUGUGAAGAUGGAAGACAGCUGCAGUGCAGUUUUACUUACAGUACUUACCAGAAAAAGUACUUUAGGAGAAAGAGACCACAUCUAGUAUUAUAUGAAUAGGCAAGGCAGAGAAGUAGGAGGAAACAAAGGAGUAUACAGUUUUUUAAAAUGAAUUUAAUUUUUGCAGUGAACAGUAAAUUAUUGUUUAGAGGUGAAGCUGCUUGGGAGAUUAUUGUAAAUGUUUCCUAUGAUUGAAUUCAUUCAGUUCAUUUAGAAUCACGAAAAACCUGGUCCCUGGUUUAUAUAGCACUUAAAAAUAUUGUAAGCACAUAAUUUAAACUCUGCAUUAUCAUAUUGGCAAACAUUUUGUGCCAUGUUAAAGGAUUCCCCUUUAUCUAAGAAUGCUUCCCCAUUCCCUAGUGAUUGAUUGUGUCUGUCAGAUAAUUAACUGUUCCUACUUAUAGGAAUGACUUGUAGCAGCGAGUAUUUAUUAUUCAGAAGACAAUAAGAGAGCCUGAUAAGAUUCUUUAAUUUUGCAGCAUUUGGAAAUAGUUAUAUGUAUUUACUUGUUUUGUUAUAGUUUAAGGCACUUCAACAAAUAGGAAAUUUUCCAUGUUUCAUAUUUCAUUGUCAGGAAAGCACUCCCUGGUUCUGCUGCAUUAUCACUGUUCUACCAAGCCAAUAUUACAAUUAUCUGUAUCUGUUCUUGCAGGCUGCAGUUAGUAAUGGGAGACAGUCCUGUGGUGUUUAUAGGACCUUAUCAGCAAUAAGGUAGAUAACUAAGAAGUUGUUAUAGCUGCAUCACUCCAGUUCAAUUCCAAAAAGGCCUUUUGGAGCAUAUAAGAGCAGGAAUGUAGCACUUCCCUGUAUUUCUUUAAAGCAGCCAUAUCAUCUCAGUGAUGUACUGGUUCUUUAAAGAUCUGUAGAGAGAGAGAUUAUGUUUUCACUCACAUGUUCUCCAAAAUACUUUUUUGAAAAUGAAUCUGAAUAGUGCAAGCUUUAAUAAUUUUAAAUCCAAGAGUUUACAGGACCUGAAAUGCAAAAAAAGCAGGAAUAAAAUGAUGUGAAAAUAUGUAAGUAUUUUCAAGGGGGACAAACUAAGUACAUCAGAUUUGCUUCAUAAUCUUAGUGCUGCCACAUAGAUAUUAAUAGAGCUAACAGUAGCUCUAGUGAAGUUCCUGAUGUUUUAUUCCUUCUAAAAUCCUGAAUGCUAUAUUCAAAUUUCACAAUAUGUCGUACUAUUUUUAUUCAAGGAAAAUCUCAUACUUUCACAUGAACAAUUACAGGGAGGCAUAGAAUUGGUGCUUAUUCCUUUAUUGCAUACAUUGUUAGGUUUCUCAAGACCAGGUCUCAAUCUUGCCAAAACAGAUGCUCAGGUACAGUGAAAUCUCCAAGAGAAUUAAUGGAUUUGUGGUCCUUAAUAACACAUAAGAGUUUUGUAACUUGUUUAGAGUAUUAAUGUGAGCCUUACAAAUACUCAGAUAUUUGAGUGAAUCUACAUAAGCUUGGGCAUUUAGUUUUUACAAAGUUGAGACCUUAUGGUGAAGAGUAAGCUAAAGUUUAAAUUUAUUAAGUUCUUAUCUCUUGGCAUACAAAUAGGCUUUAAAAACAAGAGCUAUAUAUCUGGUGACUAUUUUGUAUUAUGAUAAAAAUGCAUUUAAUGAAACAGUUGUACACGAAUUAAAUGUUAUCUAAUACUAUGUUGUCUUAAUUACUUUUUAAAUAUAGUGUUUGCAUUUGCUUGGUUGCUUUUUAAAAUCCAGUGCUCAACUGGCUAAACUGUCUAGAGUGGAUGGCUGGGAAGCAUUACACAGUGGGUGAUUUAAUCACCCAUUGACAUUUUUAUUAGAGAAGGGGGUUGCUUCGAGUUUGCAGUGCGGGGAAGUUAUGCUAAUUAUUCUUGUAUCCUUGUACAUUUGUUCUUUCUGUUGCUCUUGAAUAUUGUAUCAAUGCCAGAACUGGGGAAUUAAGAAGAGAUUACCCCAAUAAAUUGUUACAUUCC
Notechis scutatus (mainland tiger snake) is the source of this 11932-nucleotide messenger RNA. RefSeq names its product chromobox 6 (gene CBX6). Gene Ontology annotation, biological process: negative regulation of transcription by RNA polymerase II. Gene Ontology annotation, molecular function: chromatin binding. Gene Ontology annotation, cellular component: chromatin; PRC1 complex. The record is from RefSeq and is a predicted model, not a curated record. NCBI's taxonomy places the organism in Eukaryota, Metazoa, Chordata, Lepidosauria, Squamata, Elapidae.